GAAAAUCUGAAAAUGUCUGUUUAUAGUUUCGCGGGAAAUGUUUUAAUAAGAUGCUUUCGUUAAAAACAGUGCUAAGGUAUAAUUUUAACUUUAUACCCGGAGAAAACACGUAAAUGUAACAUAAUAUGAGAACCCACAACAUUGUAGUUGGUUCACUAAAAGACUUUAAAGUGAUUUCACGACAACCAUUUACUGAUUGUGCUAAUGUAAACAUGUCUCAUUGUAAUGAAAUAUCUAAAGAAAAAGUGGUUGGAAUGAAAACCAGGUUGAACAAAAGCAAAGAAAACAAACCAGGAGCAAAUGAAAAACCAUCAUCUGAGAAACAGCCACUGAAGCGAAUUAUUAGAAAUAAACUAAAAAAUGUUAACCCUGAUGAUAGUACGACGGUUUGUAUGCAUGAUUUUGGUAAUAAAAAUCGAGUAAAGAAGACUGAGUUACUUAAAUCUGGCAAAACUAAAAAUUCAGUAAAUGAUAUUAACCAAAUAGGUCAUGACUUAGGUGUGGAUGAGGCCAACAUACUUAAAUCAAAAGGAAUUGAAUCUGAUUCAAGCCAAAAUAAUCAGGAAAAUGUUCCAACAAUUAAAGAACAGUCUGAUACUAAAAGGAAAAAGGAAAUAAAAGUUAAAAAUAGUACAAAAUUUACUGAAAUUGCAGGUAAGCCUCUUAACAAAGAUAAAAGGGAAUGUAAAAAGAAUUUAUUUGUACAUUUAAAAAAUAAUACACCAACUAGUACAAGUAAAGAGUUAGAACAUUUAGACCAUACUGUAAUAGGAGAAAACGCAGAAAUGCCAAAUACACAAAAGGAAGGUAAGAUUCUAGUUGUUAAUUUAAUAAAUAUUACACCAAAUAGAAAGAGUAAAGAGGCAGAUAAAUCACUUAGAAAAGAUGACACAAACAUAUCAAGUAAAGAACAAGGGAAAACUAAGAAUUUAGUUGUUCAUUUAACAAAUAUUACACCAAAUAAGGUAAAUAAAAAGAAUAAAGUGGCAGCUGGAGCAAUUGACACAGAAAUAUCAAAUAAACAACAAAUGGAAUUUAAAAAUCCUUCAUACAACAUACCAGGUAAAAAAACAGAUCUGAGUAAAACUGCAUCAAGUGACAAACUUUUGGUGCAGAAUAUCACCAGUAGAGAAAGUGUACCAUUAGCUAAAAGACUAAGAAAAGGCAUCAACAAGCAUUACAUAGAAGAAUCUUUUGAAGACUCUACUUUAAUCAGUCAAACUGUGCAAAAUGUAUCAAUUAUCUCAAAACCUAAAGUACCUGUAUAUAAGCAACCUGUACCUGUUCUUAAUAAACCUGUCAAGGAUCCCUACGAAUUUGACAUAGUUGAUACAGACCAAGAAAUGCCUAGAAAGAAGAAAAAUUUGAAUGAUUCUGGGAAGUUUAAUAAAACCAUGCACAGCUUUUUGCAGAAAAUCGAGAGAAAAGAGAAGAAAAUGGCAAAAAAGAAGCCAAAACCAGUUGCUUCUUACGAUCAUAAUAUUCAGAAUGUGUUGAAGAGAGUUAUGAAAAAAGUAAAUGAACAAAAAAGUCCUCCAACCAUGCCAAUUCCUAAAACAAAUUAUCCUAAAAUGAAACCAGCAGCAAUGGAAAAAGUUCAGGUACUACAAGAGAUUGUCAUCUCCCCAAAUAGUGUAGAAAUAGAUAACUCCAAAAGUGGAAGUGUUGUGCAAAAGACAGUUAAUGAUUCGACUAUAAACUUUGUAAAUAUAAGUGAUGAUUUUGAAGAUGGAUUUAGAGGUUUUGAUAAUAGUAUUUCACAAAAAAGGGAGUCUGACAUAGAAGACGGUUUUAAAGGUUUUGAUAGAUCUGAAAUUCAUGUUUUAGAUGGUAACUCCCUUAAAGAUGAAUAUUUUGCAGCUUUAAACAAUUCCUCUGUUGCGUCAUUAUCAGAAAAAAGUAUAUUUAGAGAAGAAGCUUUUAGAAAAAUGAUGUUAAGUUCAAUAAUAUCACAUACUUCCUUCAAUAGUACAAUAAACCAGCAACAAAAGACAGUGGGAGACAGAAAUGUAACUUCUUUGGAGGCUAAUCCAAUAGAGAACACCAGGAACUUGCACAGAGAAUUUGUAGAUCACAUUCCAAUGAUUUCAGAUGACACUUGCCAUGAUACUUAUAAUAAUACAGAUUUUGAGCACAGUUGGAGUGAUGAAAGUGAAGAAGAAGAUGACCCAUUCUUUGGUUUUCAAGAAGUUAGUGAAACUUCCCCAGAAAAACCCUUAAGGUUGAGUAAUAGAAGGAAACAACAGCCUUGGAGACUUCCAGGGAUAUUUAAACGCAAUCCAUACCUCCUGAAGAUAAAACAGAAUGGUCUUCCUUGUGGCCAACAAGAAAUGGUGAUUGAUUAUGAAUUUGUAAAGAGAAUAGAGGCACUAUCAGCUAACAAACGCCCAGAACCAGCUCCAAAGCCUCCAGUUCAAACUAGCAUGCUAGAUUUUAUAGAUAGUACCAAUGAACAUUUGGAGAGACCUUUAGAGCCCAGUUUGUUUGAUUAUGAGGAAUUUAACAUUGCCAAACCAAGAAGAGUAUUAGGGGUGCUACAGCAACAUCAAAUUUCUACUCCUAAAAAGAAUGUGGAGACUGUGCUAGCAUCCCCUGAUCUUUCAGUUAUUUCCAAGCCGCAAAAUAUGCCCAUAUCUACUCCUAAAUGGGGCAAACAACCAGUGAUGGCUUCUCCUAAUAUAUCUAUUAUUGAUAAAGAAAAUGAUCAAGAAAAAGUACAUGUCAGACCUCUACAAAGAAGCUAUAGAAGAGUAAUGCUAGAGAAGAAAUUAGAAAAGAAAAGUGAUGAAGAUGAAUCUCCAAAAAAUAAAGAUGAUCAAGGUUUAGAAAACGCUUUACCUUCCAUACUUGAUAACAGCUAUGAAGAAAUCCCAGAUGCUGAUAUUCAUUUGUUUGAAGAUGUGGAACAAGAUAAUGGUGUAGAUUUCAGCAUCGAACUGCCAACUAUGAAAUAUCAAAGGAAAAAGAGGAAUAAACAAGAAUGUGAUGGUUUUGACGCUGAGGAAGAGAAAAUAGCUAAGAAAAAGAAGAAAAAUAUGAUGACAAAAUCUGAGGAAGCUGAAUUCAAUGCAUGGGCUGCCAAAAUUAACGCCCGUUUUGAAGAGGAAGACAAACAUGAAUUAACAAUAGAGUAGAAAAUCUAUUGCCAGUGAUUUAACGAACAAAGACAACCAAGUAUUAUACCAGUGCCAUGGGGAACUUUUUGCCUAUAUUUUUUACAAAUUAUUUUACAUUAAUAUUGCAUGUUUAAAAAAUUCAGCUCGUAGGUAUUACAAAUUUUACGUUAUUGAUCUGCCAUAUUGUCUAGUAUGUUUAC
Messenger RNA from Diabrotica balteata, 3316 nucleotides. NCBI's taxonomy places the organism in Eukaryota, Metazoa, Arthropoda, Insecta, Coleoptera, Chrysomelidae. The record is from the annotation of a GenBank genome assembly.